This is a messenger RNA of Rhizopus microsporus ATCC 52813, 2924 nucleotides long. Its product is annotated as cysteine proteinase. Gene Ontology annotation, molecular function: cysteine-type deubiquitinase activity. Gene Ontology annotation, biological process: protein deubiquitination. NCBI's taxonomy places the organism in Eukaryota, Fungi, Mucoromycota, Mucoromycetes, Mucorales, Rhizopodaceae. The record is from RefSeq and is a predicted model, not a curated record. The coding region runs from base 80 to 2869 and encodes 929 amino acids. The transcript is spliced from 11 exons.
GAAUUAUUUUUAGAGUAUUUAGGGCAAUUUCCUUUUUUUCUUUUUCUCUCAACUUGGAGUUCAUGCAACUAGCUUCUCAAUGUCUGCUUCAUAUAAUGUAGAAUACAAUAACCAAAUGCCAAGCUUACCACAGUUUGCAUCUUCUGUUGCUGAGCUACAACGGCGUGCCUUUGUUGAUAGAUCCAAGAUUGAGACGUACAGCAUCAAAAGCUGGAUUAGUUCCGCUGAGAAACUUUACCAACAGGGUGAUGUAGCAUUACUUGUAAAUAAUUUAGAAGAUGCAUACGUUGCUUAUAUGAAAGGAUCAACCAUCAUGAUUGAGAUUGUACGAUUGCAUUCAGGCUACUUGAAGAUUAAAACAGAUCCUUUGUAUGCUCAACUAAGAAAAAGAACGGAUAAUGAAAUAGUAAUGAUCCUAAGGGACCUUGCGACAAAGAUCGAUUUCUGGUACAGCUAUCAGCAGCAGUUGGGACAGAUGUCAUCCUUUUAUUACCACAAUCAUGCACCACUUCAACUACCGUCCUACGCCUACAACAAUGAACUGUAUAAUUAUUCGAUGAAUGAUCUAUCAUCGGCUGUUGCUAGACAAAACAUCAUGGCACAUGCCAAUAUAACAUCACCCAACGUAUCACAACGAUCGUCUCCGUUACGUCAGGCACCGAUCACAGUAUCAUCGUCCAAUUCUACACCGAUAAAAAGCGGAAAUAGCAUGACAGCAUUGACGCACGACAUAUCCAAGCUGACACUAUCAAAUAACGUAAGCGUUAUUCCCUCGUGGACCAAUCACACGUUUCCUGAGAGCACAACGAUUGAGCCCCUUGAUCUUUCGUCCAGAAUCCAGGUACGACAACAUACCCCUACUAUCUUACUCAUCGAUGUACGAAGUCGAGACACAUUUACAAGUGGAUGUAUACAACACAAGUGGAUAGUUCAGAUUGAGCCCAGUGUGCUCGGUAAAGACACCACAGCUCGUCAAAUCGAAGAAAGUUUAGUCGUCAAUCCGAGUAUAGAACGGUCACUUUUUAUAAAGCGAGAUAGAUUUGACCUGAUAGUGUAUUAUGACCAACAUUCCAAAACUAUUGAAACAGCUGAUGCGCCAUUAAGGCAUCUCAGAAGAGUCCUAGAGUCACAUCAACUGAAGCACCCACCGAUGAUGCUGGCUGGUGGAUUUGAUGCGUGGCAAUUCGUCAUUGGGGAAAGGGGUGUAUAUAAAUUCCCAGUCAUUAAGGAGAAGAAAAGUUGGUUUAAAAGCACCACAAGCAUAUCCAGCGUAAGCACAACUGGGAGCAGUAGCAACAGCGUAUACGACUAUUUCACAGGCAAAAAAGAACAACAACACAAAGUAAACCCACCCAUAUCCAAGCCGCAACCACUACCAACUGCUCCAAGAAAAGAAUCGAUUACAACAAGAUACCCAGAGAUGAUGACCAUGGCAAAUGAAUCACCCAAUGCUAUGUUAUCAAGUUCAACAGAUUCGAUACAGAUGCAACCUACAGUUGAUUUACGACCUGCUCCUCCGGUCUACGCUAAACUUCAUAGACGACGAACGUUUAUUGAUAAUCCUUUUAACGGAUUUACUGCUACCAGCAGCAAACUGUACGACGUGCCUCCUAUGCAAAUACAUAAUGACAAUAAUAACUUGGCACACAAGGCCAUCACCUCUUCUGCCGAACCAUCGAUUACGGUGAGUAGACCAUCGACUCUUGGCGAAUUCCAUCAUACGUCCACCAGCAAUCUUCAUAGCACUCCCUCUAAUGUGAUCUCUCAACAAGGAGGGCUUAUCGCUAUAGGCACAACUGGCCUAAAAAACCUUGGCAAUACAUGCUAUAUGAACUCAAUCAUUCAAUGCUUAAGCGGAACUCUGCCAUUUGCAAGAUACUUUAUAUCUGGUGUCUUUAGACAACACAUCAAUCGUCAUAAUACGAUGGGAACGGGAGGCCUACUAUCAGAAAGAUUUGCAGAUCUACUAAGGGCUAUGUGGAGUGAAAAUUACAACUUUGUAUCUCCCAUGACGUUUAGGGAAGCCGUCAUUAAGUUUGCUCCGCGAUUUGGUGGUAAUGAUCAGCACGACUCUCAAGAGUUUCUGACCGUCUUAUUAGACGGAUUGCAUGAGGAUGUGAACUUGGCAGCCGUGCCGAGUAACAUGAGCAGAAUAACCGAGAUGACAAGGGAAGAGGAAGCAGAGUUUGAAAAGUUACCGGAUUGGCAAGCAAGCGCGUUGGCCUGGGAAAAGUACACAAGCAGGCAUACGAGCAUUGUAGUCAGUCUGUUUCAAGGGCAAUAUCGUAGUCGAUUGACUUGCCUCGCCUGCAAACAUACCUCGAGCACCUAUUCUCCCUUCAUGUCGUUAUCUCUCCCAAUACCAGCCAAGAAACUGAAACUGUCGAAUGUGACAUUAUACCAAUGCUUGGAUUACUUUGUGAAAGAGGAAGUGUUGGAAAAGGAGGAUGCAUGGAAUUGUCCUAGAUGCUGUAAAAAGCGUAAAGCCACAAAGCAGCUCAUGAUAUCUAAAUUACCCGAUGUGCUCUUGAUUCACCUAAAGAGGUUUUCUGCAGAUGGUCUGUUCAAGAACAAGCUUGACUGUAUAGUCAAAUACCCUACAAAAGGAUUAGAUUUACAUAAUUAUAUUACGAGAUCUACACAACCAGAUCAGACUUGUUACGAUCGAUCACUCUCUGUUUAUGACUUGUAUGCUGUAUCGAAUCACUAUGGUUCUCUAUCGGGCGGUCAUUAUACUGCCUUUGUCAAAGAUGGACAUCGGAACCAAUGGCAUUUCUUUGAUGACAGCAAGUUCUCUACGAUCGAUGAGAGCAAGAUAGUUACUAAAGCAGCAUAUAAUUUAUUCUACGUUAGAUCAAAAGUAAAGUAAUUUAUGUAUAUAAGGCGCGCACACAUUUGUAUAUAAAACAAAUAAAGAUCCUUUC